AAACCCACCAAAGCUUCAUUACUCCUUCAUGCCAAAUCACACAAUUUACUGUCUAAACUCAUAACAUCAAAACACACAUUCAAUUAUUCUUUUCUCUUAUACAUUUCAUCUCUUAAUUAUAACUGUAACAGUUGUUUCAUUUUCUCUGUUAAACACCAUGAAGACUAGAGCUUCAAAUUUCUUGAAACAAAUACUCAACGUUUUGAGUACAGUUGUCAAGGCAAAAUCAUUGGCUAUAAAGACGAAAACCAGUGCCAUGAAGACAAGACUCUUGAUCUUCUCUUUGUUGAAGACAAACAGGAAGGUAUUGGUUGGUAAUAUCACUCAUAAGAUUCAUGCUCUGAUUAGCCAUCUAGACAGCAAAAAACACGACGACAACAAUGCAGUCGACGAAGAUAAAAGCAAAGCUAUUGUUCUCUACAACCCAAGUUGUACCACAGCCGAGUUAGACUACUACUACUACAACAACGAGGAUGAUGAUAAGUACCCGGAUCUAACUCACGGUCUGUUCGACCUCGAGGAUGAUGAUUUCGUGGACCAAGCUGGGUCAGUUAUAGAUUUGGUGAAGAAUGCUAAGGAAGAAGAUGGCAAGAACUUUAGUCUUGAAGACGAGAUUGACACCGUUGCCGACUUGUUCAUAAGAAGGUUCCACAGACAGAUGAAAAUGCAGAAACAAGAGUCGUUUAAGCGCAGGUAUCAAGAGUUGCUUGCAAAUGAACCGUUCAACUAAGUAUUAAGCUGAGUACAGAUAAAUAAGUCUGAAGAUCGAGGCGUCUGAGAUUAAUACGUACAAAAGAGAUCAAUAGCUAGUGGUUUUUUAAAAAACUUCUAUUGAUCUGUGUCUAUCUUCCCUCAAAAUUCCAGUUCCAUUUAAUGCAUGGACGUAACUUUUUGAAUAUUAGUUUGCAGUAAUACCAAUCAAUGGUUACUAAUUAGGAUUUCUUUCAAUGAGCACAGUGAAGAUUAAGAUGAUCAUGCAGCAUGACAAUCAACUUAUACGUAACCAGACAACCAAAUAGGCAUUGGAUGUGAUGAGCAGCGUGGAUAGUUUUAGUCCUUCAGAUAUGUCUGAUCUAGUUAAACUGAGCUUGUAUACUUAACAAAUUUAUCUAAGUAUUUAUGUAUGUGUAGAUGACAACUGAAUAAGCUAUUAUUAAGCUUUUACAGUUUUCCUUUUUGGUCUUUUGGAAUCUCGGACAUGUUCUCUACAUGGUGUAAUAGCUAUAAAUGAUUCUAAUGUACGUAUGGCAUCGAUCCAACCAUUUUCAUC
Messenger RNA from Papaver somniferum (opium poppy), 1270 nucleotides. RefSeq lists its product as uncharacterized. The transcript has a single exon. NCBI's taxonomy places the organism in Eukaryota, Viridiplantae, Streptophyta, Magnoliopsida, Ranunculales, Papaveraceae. Bases 158 to 730 code for a protein of 190 amino acids. The record is from RefSeq and is a predicted model, not a curated record.